CCGGCUUUUUAGUGAUUAAUUUAAGCAGAAGACACCUCUUCAGCUUUUUUAAAGCAAGAAGUUCAAAAGCACUUUUAUUAAGCAAUUAAAACACUCCUUUACGCUCUUACCCCCGGAUCCGGAGCCUCUACUUUAGUUUAGAGUAAGGUAGAGUCUUUUGCUUCCUCCCGAUCGUCCGAUCGACAAUUCAACGGUUGAAGAUCUUGGGCUCCACUUUUUCGCCAAUCUCGAGGCCAUUUUGACCGUCCCCUCCCGUCAAUGGGCAUGACACCCUCCUAGUCCGGUAGAGCCGUAGAGGAUCCAAUCCCUUACCCCCACAUCUAGAAGUAUCCAAACAAAUACUACGUAUUUCAAUCGGUGGCAUUUCCUUGCAACCGCCCCUGGUUUUCUUCUUCUCCAAUUCACGCCGCCUAUAUAUAUUCAUCCAAAAUCCAUUUCCAAUGCACAGUACACAAAUUCCAGAGCGAAAACGAAUACAAAGACGGACAUAAACCGUCUCUUCCAACUGUUUCACACACAUACUAUGGAUACUAAGAUCGGAGCCGUCGAAGCUUCAUCUAAGCCUUCCAGUGGCGUGCUCGGCAGUAUUCCGACCAACGGUGCAGUUACCGUUCACGCCUCCCCCGCCCCUUUCAACUCAGCUGAGGCUACUCUAGGCCGCCAUCUCGCUCGUCGCCUCGUCCAGAUCGGCGUGAAGGACGUCUUCAGCGUCCCCGGUGACUUUAAUCUUACGCUGCUUGAUCACCUUAUUGCUGAACCCGGGCUCAACCUGAUCGGCUGCUGCAACGAGCUCAACGCCGGAUACGCCGCCGACGGCUAUGCCAGGGCGCGCGGUGUUGGAGCGUGCGUCGUCACUUUCACUGUCGGAGGACUCAGCGUUCUCAACGCCAUAGCCGGCGCGUACAGUGAGAACCUUCCGCUGAUAUGUAUUGUCGGGGGUCCCAACUCGAAUGACUACGGGACUAACAGGAUCCUCCACCAUACCAUCGGGUUGCCUGAUUUUAGUCAGGAACUCCGUUGCUUUCAAACCGUCACUUGUUAUCAGGCUGUGGUGAACAAUUUAGAGGACGCACAUGAGUUGAUCGAUACAGCAAUUUCGACGUCAUUGAAAGAGAGCAAGCCCGUUUACAUAAGCGUUAGCUGUAACUUGCCUGGAAACCCGCAUCCUACCUUUAUUCGAGAACCGGUUCCAUUCUCACUCACCCCCAAAUUGAGUAAUACAAUGGGUUUGGAGGCAGCAGUAGAGGCAGCAGCAGAGUUCUUAAACAAAGCAGUAAAGCCAGUGUUGGUUGGAGGCCCAAAAAUGCGUGUGGCAAAAGCUGGUAAUGCCUUUGUUGAGUUGGCAGAUUCUUGCGGUUAUGCAACGGCAGUUAUGCCCUCUGCUAAGGGCCUAGUUCCUGAACACCAUCCUCAUUUCAUUGGAACCUAUUGGGGAGCAGUGAGCACCUCCUUUUGUGCUGAAAUCGUUGAAUCGGCUGAUGCUUACUUGUUUGUGGGACCCAUAUUUAAUGACUAUAGUUCUGUUGGCUACUCCUUGCUUCUCAAGAAAGAGAAGGCAAUCAUUGUGCAACCUGAUCGCGUUGUCAUUGCCAACGGCCCUGCAUUUGGCUGUGUUCUGAUGAAGGAUUUCCUGUGUUCACUUGCCAAGAGGCUUAAACGCAACACCACAGCUUACGAGAAUUAUCACAGGAUUUUUGUUCCCGAAGGGCAUCCUCUGAGGUGUGAGCCAAAGGAGCCACUAAGGGUGAAUGUUCUUUUCCAGCACAUCCAGAAAAUGCUGUCUGGUGAAACUGCAGUAAUUGCUGAGACUGGGGACUCCUGGUUCAAUUGCCUGAAGCUUAAAUUACCUCAAGGAUGCGGGUACGAGUUCCAAAUGCAGUAUGGGUCCAUUGGUUGGUCUGUGGGUGCGACCCUUGGGUAUGCACAAGCUAUACCGGAGAAGCGGGUGAUAGCUUGCAUUGGAGAUGGUAGCUUUCAGGUGACAGCUCAGGAUGUGUCAACAAUGUUGCGUUGUGGACAGAAGACUAUAAUAUUCCUGAUAAACAAUGGUGGCUAUACCAUUGAAGUUGAGAUCCACGAUGGACCUUACAAUGUCAUCAAGAACUGGAAUUACACGGGACUCGUUGAUGCAAUCCACAAUGGUGAGGGAAAUUGCUGGACAACCAAGGUGUUUUGUGAAGAGGAGCUGGUGGAAGCAAUAGAGACAGCGACCGGAGCAAAGAAGGAUUGCCUGUGUUUCAUUGAAGUGAUUGUACACAAGGACGAUACAAGCAAAGAGCUACUGGAAUGGGGGUCUAGGGUUUCUGCUGCUAACAGCAGGCCUCCAAACCCUCAGUAGCUGGUAAACCAAGUCAACAUUUAAAUGUUAUUUUUGAGGAGGAAAUAACAACACACUUGUGAUUAGUUCCAUGGGGUGAGGAGGAAUUGAUUUUCUAUCUUGAUGACCAGCCAGCUUAUUUGAAGUUUCCCUCUCUUCAUUUCUGAAUGUAGAAUAAUACGAAGUACCUAUCCCUUUCUCUUGGAAAUUUUUGCAGUCUUUAUCACAAUAACGUGUGGGAUAGUUUCUAUACUAUCUUCAGCAGCAACUUAGAAGUUUCCCUUUAAUGAUUGAUGAUGAAUGUAUUAUCACUGGAGUGAUGUUUAAUAUUGCUUUAAUCUGUAUAGUUCAUUUUUAGUUUCCCACCCACCAGUUGGUGUGUUUUUGCACUCAUUUUUGUUGUUGAUAUGUGCUUCUUUUCCUGCUUGGAAUUCCGAAUUAGGGCUAUAGCAAAAUAAGUACGAGCUGGCUGGAAGUUCGAGAUCUAUUUAAGAUCGUUUGUUGAUGAUUUGUAGAUGUCCCAUAAAUGAACACGUUUAAUAGUUUGUUCACGCUGGUA
Messenger RNA from Cuscuta epithymum, 2876 nucleotides. The record is from the annotation of a GenBank genome assembly. NCBI's taxonomy places the organism in Eukaryota, Viridiplantae, Streptophyta, Magnoliopsida, Solanales, Convolvulaceae.